AGACUUCCCUCGAGUGACACGAAUUCAGCCGGUCGUUCAAUUCGUUUUGUCUGUUUCUCGCCGAACGGUUUCGUGUUUUUAGUGUUUUGUUGGAUUGUCGUUAUUGGUUUAUGAUUUUCCGAUUAUUGAGUAGCUUAUCUGCGAAGGUGCCGAGCAUUGUAUACAGGGCCGCAUUGAUAAUGAAGCCGCAAGUUGUAUUCGUGUUGGGCGGGCCUGGCGCGGGCAAAGGGACCCAGUGCGCCAAAAUCGUGGAGAACUACAGUUACACUCACCUGUCUGCCGGAGACCUGCUGAGGGCCGAACGGAACAGAGAAGGCUCAGAGUUUGGACAGCUCAUUGACAGCUACAUCAAGGAAGGCAACAUUGUCCCUGUCGAGAUCACCAUUAAACUACUCAGGAAGGCCAUGGAAGAGACUAUGCAAAUAGAUGAGAAGAAGUUUCGUUUCCUCAUCGACGGCUUUCCCCGAAAUGAAGACAACUUUAAGGGGUGGACCUCUGUCAUGGAUGGGAAGGCAGAUGUCAAAUUUGUGCUUUUCUUUGACUGUAGCAAUGAGGUCUGCAUUGACAGAUGUCUGGAGAGGGGGAAGAGCAGUGGGCGCAGCGAUGACAACAGAGAGAGUCUAAGGAAAAGGAUUCAGACAUUCCUGCAGUCGACACGGCCCAUUGUGUCCUUGUAUGAGAAACAGGGCAAGGUGCACACGGUGGACGCCUCACGCAGCGUGGAUGAGGUUUUUGCUGACGUCAAGGCCAUCCUGGACAAAGAGGGUUGAAACUCGGCCCACUGCCAAAAGCUGUACCAAUCUACUACUUUUAUUGUUAUCAACUUCAGCAGCACUACUCAGUUUAUAUGUCCAUUAAUGACUUUUUACUUGUGUUAUUAUUUUUGGGUGCGCUUCAUAUUUGUCAAAUGCCAAGUUUCUUGUAUGUGACUGACUGACUGAGUGACUGACUGAGUGACUGAUUGACUGCCUGAGUGAGUAAAGGAGGGAGGGAGGGAGGAUGUAGAUGAUCUGCUUAUAGGCUAAAGGCUAGAAGAAUUACUUUUAGCUAGCUGAGGCACUUUUUCAUUGUCAAGCAGAGUCAAAUGCUGUACUGUACCUGAACUAAAUUAAGUUUUUCUG
This is a messenger RNA of Esox lucius (northern pike), 1121 nucleotides long. It is a transcript of the gene cmpk1, whose product is annotated as cytidylate kinase. Lineage: Eukaryota; Metazoa; Chordata; Actinopteri; Esociformes; Esocidae. The record is from RefSeq and is marked provisional. Gene Ontology annotation, cellular component: nucleus; cytoplasm. Gene Ontology annotation, biological process: UDP biosynthetic process; CDP biosynthetic process; 'de novo' pyrimidine nucleobase biosynthetic process. Gene Ontology annotation, molecular function: UMP kinase activity; ATP binding.